UAUAUAAAGUUGUCCCUUAACUUUUCUACUACUAGUAGUUUCUGUACAAAUUGCUGCACUUAUAUUGAUUAGAUAUUUGAUUCCUAAACCCAAAUAAUAAUAAACGUGAAUAUUGAUAAUUAGCAUCAAGAACCUCUCUGUUGUGUAUAUAUGUUCUUGUUGGUGAGUGAUCGACUCAAAUUUUGAGAAUUUCAGUUCUUGGGGUUUUUUUCUGAGAGCUGAAAGAGGAAAAAUGGGAGCAUGUGGAUCGAAACCAAAAGGGUGUGUGGGAAUUAGGGGGCGGAAGUUUGUUCAUAGGAAGAAACAUAAAAUUAGCAGAAGGAGAAAUGUGUCAAAGACCAAUUCGGCUUCUCAUAAUCUCAGUAAGAUUGAACCAUCUGUUUCUUCAGAUCUUUCUUACAACAAUCCUGCAUUUCAAGGAAAUGCAGAGUCUUGGUUUGACCCGGAGAUGGUGAUUGAAUCUGACUGUGACGACGAUUUUCAUAGCGUUCAAGAUGUCUUUUCACAAAGUGGUUCUUUUUCGAACGGGGUUUCUCCAAGGUUUUCUGAUUUUGUGUAUCACAAUGGAAAUGCUACUUCUGGCCUCCCGGCAAAACAUGAACAAUCAUUUGGAAGUCAAGAACCAAAUGUUGUCAAAGAGGAUGCUGCAAAAAGAAACUCAUCAGCAGAUUCUCAAGUUAAGUCCAACAAUCCUCAAAUUGAGAUGGAUGGCCCGAGCCCUGUUGAUAAAACGCCCCGAGGCAUGGAUCAAGGUGGUGGUAGGGUUGAAACAAGAUUUUUCCACAAUUGUGGGAGUCAGAACCCAUGCCUGCCUUGUCUUGCUGGCGUUGCCUCUUCGGAUGAAAAGAAAAAAUCGCUAAACCCGAGCUCACCACGCACCCGUAGAAAAUCAUCCCUGACCCAGAUGUUAUCUUUUAGAUGGAGAGAAACAACUUCAUGUUCGGCUUUACUAUCGCCAAAAGCCGUUCUUCAAAGACCAAUAGCUGGUUCUCAAAUUCCUUGCAGCCCGUUGGGGAGGAAAAUGUCCGACUGCUGGUCAUCAAUUGAGCCAAAUACUUUCAAGGUCCGUGGCAAAAACUACUUUAGGGAUAAGAAGAAAGAGUUUGCUCCAAACUGUGCUGCAUUUUAUCCUUUCGGGGCUGAUGUAUUCUUGUCAGCAAGGAAAAUUGAUCAUAUUGCACGCUUUGUGGAACUUCCAGCCAUCGAUUCAUCUAGUGAAGUUCCUGCUAUUCUUGUUGUGAAUCUUCAGAUACCGUUAUACCCUCCUGCAAUCUUCCAGAAUGAAUAUGAUGGAGAAGGGAUGAAUUUUGUUCUCUACUUCAAACUUUCAGAAAAUUACUCAAAAGAAAUGCCAGUUCAAUUUCAAGAAAAUCUCCAGAGAUUAAUACAUGACGAAAUAGAGAAGAUCAAAAGUUUUCCCAUGGAUUCAAAUGCACCCUUUAGGGAAAGAUUGAAAUUCUUGGGCCGAGUUGCAAACACGGAUGAUCUUCAAUUAAGUGCAGCCGAGAAGAAACUCUUGAAUGCAUACAAUGAAAAGCCUGUGCUCUCACGUCCUCAGCAUGAAUUUUAUUUGGGCGAAAACUAUUUUGAGAUUGAUUUAGACAUUCACAGAUUCAAUUACCUCGCUAGAAAAGGAGUGGAAUCAUUUAAAGACAGAUUGAAAAACUGUGUCCUUGACUUCGGUCUGACAAUUCAGGGAAACAAAGCAGAGGAUUUGCCGGAAAAUAUGUUGUGUUGUAUUAGAAUGAAAGAGAUUGACUACACCAAGUAUCACAAACUUGGCUUCUAAACCAUGGCAGAAACAUCUGCAACAGACUCAAAUGUUGCGAGCCAGUCUUACUGCAUGAUACUACACAGAAACCAACUUUUUCCUUGUCUCCAACUUUCAUCUGAAUGUAUAGCCUUGGCCAUUUUUUGAAUUCUAUCCUGUAGUGUAUGCUAACACGAAAAUUGAGAGAAAAGAGAGUUUUCUUCAACAGUUCGUGUUCCUGACCCUGAGAAUGGAAAUGAAUUGAUCGCACAGCUGGUUCAUGUUAUCCAUACUUGUAGCAAUUAUCAGAAGUAACAAUCUCGGUUCAAGAGAAGCUAGUAAAGCAUUUACGUUAAACCCCAA
Nicotiana tabacum (common tobacco) is the source of this 2113-nucleotide messenger RNA. RefSeq lists its product as uncharacterized. The record is from RefSeq and is a predicted model, not a curated record. NCBI's taxonomy places the organism in Eukaryota, Viridiplantae, Streptophyta, Magnoliopsida, Solanales, Solanaceae.